AUGAUCAACGUAGGUAUCGUCGGCAUCGGUUUCAUGGGCAUGAUCCACUACCUGGCCUACGAAAAGGUGCGGGGAGCAAAAGUCACGGCCAUCUGCACCCGCGACCCGAAGAAACGCUCCGGCGACUGGCGUGGCAUUCAAGGCAACUUCGGCCCCCCGGGCACGAAGAUGAACCUCAAGGGCGUUCAGUCCUACGAAACGCUUGAAGAGAUGCUGGCCAACCCCGAGAUCGACCUGAUCGAUAUCUGCCUUCCCCCGUCGAUGCACGAAGCGGCCACCCUCGCCGCCCUCGAUGCCGGCAAACACGUGGUGUGCGAGAAGCCCAUCACGCUGACCACCGCCGCCGCCACACGCAUGGUGAAGAAGGCCAACAACAAGGGACGCAAACUCUGCAUCGCACACGUGCUGCCGUACUUCCCCGAGUACGAAGUCGCUCGCAAGGCCAUCGUUGCCGGCAAGUACGGUCGCAUGCUCGGCGGGCACUUCAAACGCGUGAUCUCCGACCCCCAGUGGAUCAAAGACUUCUACAACCCCGACACCGUCGGUGGACCGGUGGUCGACCUCAACAUUCACGACGCCCACUUCGUCCGCAUGCUUUGCGGCAUGCCCCAGUCGGUCUUCGCCCAAGGCCGGAUGCACGACGACGUGGUCGAGUACAUGGAGUCGCAAUGGAUCUAUCCCGAAGGCGGCCCCACGGUGGCCAUGUCCUGCGGGGUGAUCAAACAGCAGGGACGCGGCUUCACGCACGGCUUCGAGAUCCAUCUCGAGAAGGCCACGCUACUGUUCAACCUGGCCGUUCUCAGCGACGGCACGGUGGAGAGCACUCCGCUCACCGUGCUCAACGCUGCAGGCAAAGUCCAACGGCCCAAGCUCCCCGACGGCGAUCCCAUCGCCGGGUUUGUCUCCGAACUGAAAGAAGUCUGCCGCUCAAUCACCACCGGUGAAGAUUCCGAAAUCCUCGGCGGCGAACUCGCCCGCGACGCCCUAAUCCUCUGCCACAAGCAAAGCCAAUCAGUCGCCAGCGGACGCAUCGUCAAAGUGUGCUUGGGCCCACAGGUCAAGGAAGACUGUGCCAUGUCUGCUACCGCCGCUACGCGACUCGACGACUUCAGCCCGUUCGAACAAAUCCGCUACGCGCGGGAGAUCAUCCGCAUCGAGGCCGAAGCCCUCACCCAAUUGGGCAGCCGCUUGGGCAACGAGUUCGUCGGGGCCGUCGAUCUACUACACGACUGCCGCGGCAGUGUGAUCGUCUCCGGCAUCGGCAAGGCCGGACUCAUCGGCCAGAAGAUCGCCGCCACGUUGGCCUCAACCGGCACCCGCAGCCACUUCCUGCAUCCCAGCGAAGCCGUACACGGCGACCUCGGUCGGGUACAUAGCGACGAUGUCGUGCUGCUGCUCUCCAACAGCGGGGAAACCGAAGAAGUCCUCCAACUCCUACCCGCCCUCCGCCGCAUCGACGUAAAGAUAAUCGCUGUGACCGGCAGCGCGUCGAGUUCGAUGGGGCGCGAAGCCACCGUCGUAUUAGAACUCGGCCCCUUGCGCGAAGCCUGCGGUUUGGGGCUCGCCCCCAGCACUAGCACCACCGCCAUGCUGGCUCUCGGCGACGCCUUAGCCCUGGUAACUAGCCACCGCCGGGGGUUCGACUCCAGCGACUUCGCCCUGUUCCAUCCCGGCGGAAGUCUCGGCCGCAAGCUGAGCACCGUCGACGAUCACAUGCGGCCACUCGAUCAAUGCCGCGUGGCCAAAGCCAACCGCACCGUGCGUGAGGUAUUCGUCUCGCUCGGUCAGCCCGGGCGACGCAGCGGAGCCAUUCUGCUGGUCGAUCAAGAAGGUCGGCUGGCCGGCAUCUUCACCGACAGCGACUUGGCCCGAUUGUUCGAAACCCGUCGUGACGAUGCCCUCGACCAGCCCGUGCGAAAAGUAAUGACCGCCAACCCCCGCACAGUGCCCAGCGGUUCGUUGGUCAACGAUGCCGUAGACAUCCUCCGCGAGCGCAAGCUGAGCGAAUUGCCCGUGAUCAACAGCGCCGGCUUCCCGGUGGGGCUGAUCGACAUCACCGACGUGGUAGGACUGGUGUCCGAAGACGCCGCCUGA
Molecule: messenger RNA, 2094 nt
Organism: Cladocopium goreaui
Lineage: Eukaryota; Dinophyceae; Suessiales; Symbiodiniaceae
Source: the annotation of a GenBank genome assembly